ACCACCACCUCAUGCGACUCCAUCCAUGGAGGUAAGCCAGGACAACCUAAUUCACAUUGCCAUGGAUGUUGAAACCUCGGAAAACACAUUGUUUGAAGGGUCUUUCAUAUGCCAUAGUGCAUUUAAUCAAAUCAACUCCAAGGGAAUUUGGUUUGGAGAUGAUCCACUUGCAUAUUCUCUCCCUCUCUUCUUGCUUCAGUUUUUCCUCAUGUUUAUAUUCACUCGCUUCAUUUACCUUAUUCUCAGGCCCCUUGGUCAAUCGUCUUUUGUUUCUCAAAUUCUUGGUGGUAUGACUUUAGGUCCUUCUAUUCUUGGGCACAACACUACAUUCAUUGAAAAGGUUUUUCCCCCCAAAGAAAGACAUGUGCUUGAUACCAUAGCCUUUUUUGGUAUUAUGUUAUCUACCUUCCUAACUGGGGUAAAGAUAGAUCCAACAAUUGCUUUUACAUCAGGUAAAAGGACAUUUGCCAUAGGACUUUUAGCCUACUUUGUUCCUUAUACUUUUGCCACAACAGUUGUCUAUAUCCUCAAUCGAUUUGCAUCAUUGGACAAUGAUGUUUUUACGGUGCUCCCAAUUGUGGUGGAACUUCAAUGUAUUGCAACCUUUCCAGUAAUUACUCGUUUUCUUGCUGAACUUCACAUCUUAAAUUCAGAGAUUGGACGGUUGGCAACUUCUUCUUCGUUAGUGUGUGAUGCCUGCUUCAUCUUAAUUAUGACAAUAAAGUUUGUUGCAAAUUUAUCCUUCACAAAGUCAAUAGGAGUAUCAAUUGGAUCUUUAUUAUCCACCGUUCUACUUCUUUUGUUCAUUAUCUUUGUAGUUCACCCAACUGCAAUAUGGGCAAUUCAACAAUCACCAGAAGGAAAACCAGUUCAAGAAGCUUAUAUUUAUGGGAUUCUCAUAAUACUAGUAUUUUCGGCAUUCAUAGGUGAAGUCAUCGGUGUAAAUGGAAUCAUUGUAUCAUUCUUGGUGGGUUUAGCUAUACCAGAAGGUCCACCAUUAGGAGCAGCAUUGGUAGAUAAGCUCGAAUGUUUUGUUUCAAUGGUGCUCAUACCUAUCCUUUUUGUUAUAGUUGGAUUAAGGACAGAUGUGUUUGUCAUACAAACGAUAAAGACCUUAGCUGCAAUUCAGUUAAUCAUUUUCAUUGCUUUCUUUGGAAAAAUUUUAGGGGUUUUGUUGCCUCUCCUUUUCCUUAGGAUCCCAUUUCGAGAUGCAUUUUCUCUUGGUCUUAUAAUGAACUGCAAAGGCACUCUUGAACUAGCCAUGUUGAUUGCCUUGAAAUUUAAAAAUGUCUUGGAUGAUGAAUGCUUUACAAUUUUGGUUCUUACUUUAGUGCUUGUAACUGGUAUUAUAUCACCUCUUGUAAAAGUUCUAUAUGAUCCUUCUAAGAGGUUUAUUGCUUAUAAAAGGAGGACAAUUAUGCAUCACAAAAAUGGUGAACAAUUCCGCUUACUAGCUUGCAUUCACAAUCAGGAUAAUGUUUUGGCAAUUUUGAACCUCCUUGCAUCUUCAAAUCCAACUGAAGCAUGCCCUUUUGAUUUAGUUGUGCUUCAUCUUAUUAAGCUUGUGGGGCGAGCUUCUUCUCUUCUUGUUGCACAUAUGCCGCGUAAAAAGCUUAGUGAACAUCCAACUCAAUCUGAAAAGAUUUUCAACUCAUUCAACAAGUUUGAAGAUGCAUAUAAGGGUAAGGUCACAUUGCAUUGCUAUAAGGGCAUUUCUCCUUAUGCUACUAUGCACAAUGAUGUGUGCUACUUAGCACUUGAAAAGAGAACAACUUUUAUUAUCAUACCUUUUCAUAAGCAGUGGGUAAUUGGAGGAAGAAGUGAGUCAUCUUUUGCUUUUAAGCAACUUAAUAAGAACGUUCUAGAGAAAGCUCCUUGCUCAGUUGGGGUCCUAAUUAAUCGUGGCAAUCAAAAGACAUUUUGGUGUGGUCAUACAAAGGAAUCAAUAUAUCAUGUGGCUGUGCUUUUCUUUGGCGGUGCAGAUGAUCGGGAAACACUUUCAUAUGCAAGACGCAUGUUAGAUCAACCUUAUGUACAUAUUACUCUUUUUCAUUUUUCAUCUUCAACGGAUAUUAUUGGUGGAUCAGAAAGGAGCAAAAUGCUUGAUACCCAAAUCUUGAGUGAGUUUAGGCUAAAGGCCUUUCGGAAUGAAAGAGUUUAUUUCAAAGAUGAGAUAAUAGUGAAUGAAAGGGAUGUGCUUUCAGUAAUUGAAUACAUGGAAAAUUGCUAUGAUCUUGUCAUGGUUGGGAGAAGGCAUGCAGACUCAAAAUUAAUGACUGAACUUAGAAAAUGGAAGAACGGAGAGUUGGGGGUUGUCGGAGAAAUCCUUGCCUCUUUAAAUAUUGGAGCCCAUACAUCAAUUUUAGUGGUGCAACAACAAACUAGAUUUUGGGGAUCACGUGAUCCAGAGGAGUCCACACAUUUAAGAAAAGUAGAUAUAUAACAACAAUUAGGAUUUUACACCAACAAAUA
Molecule: messenger RNA, 2472 nt
Organism: Cajanus cajan (pigeon pea)
Lineage: Eukaryota; Viridiplantae; Streptophyta; Magnoliopsida; Fabales; Fabaceae
Product: cation/H(+) antiporter 15
Biological process (GO): proton transmembrane transport; regulation of pH
Cellular component (GO): endomembrane system; membrane
Molecular function (GO): antiporter activity
Source: RefSeq, a predicted model, not a curated record